Molecule: messenger RNA, 807 nt
Organism: Lottia gigantea (owl limpet)
Lineage: Eukaryota; Metazoa; Mollusca; Gastropoda; Lottiidae
Exons: 2
Coding region: 1-807 (268 amino acids)
Source: RefSeq, a predicted model, not a curated record
AUGUGGCCACCUUCCAACACUCUUGAAGCAGCAGCUGGUAGAGUCCGCCUAGUCAAUUCUUCAUCAUAUCCCAAGUUACUUGCCAAGAAUGAUCACUUUUGUCAAGCACGAUUACUGUCCGUGUCCGAACCAGAAAUCCGAGACACGAAUCCUCAGUACAUCAAUCAACAUACCAGAGCGCACACGUCCAGUAAUUCAUUUCAUUCUGAGUCAAUUAACCUAGAUUCCGAUAAUAUACUCACCUUAGAGCAAAAAACUUCAUUCCAGCAAGUUCUACAAGAUUAUGACCAUGUUUUUGAUAAGCAUAUUUCUUGCUACAAUGGUGCGUCAGGCCCUUUUGAAGCUGUUGUAAAUAUGGGACCGGUUCAGCCCCCACAGCGUAAAGGUCGCCUUCCCCAAUAUGCUCGUGACAGACUAUGCGGAUUACAGGCCAAAUUUGACGAACUUGAAUCUGAGGAGAUGAAGGAUGAUUGGUGUUAUAUUCGAAAGUUUUCAGGAUCACAGCUUCGUUCCGCCUCCUACAAAGUCAAUCUAAAUGAAUGUUACAAAGUCCCUAGUUAUGUUGUUCCUAAUAUUGUUCAUCGAAAGGACGACAAUGACAGCGAUGAGGAAGCUGACGUACCCGAUGUUACUCCCCAGUCUGUUAUGAUUGAUCCACCCUACAUUCCUCCCGAAGCACCACCUGAGAUAACUCUGCCAGAAGAACCAUCUGUUGAUUCUACAGUUGCUCCAUCAACCUCCCUUCAACGACCAAAGAGACUCCGCAAACUACCAAAAUAUCUAAAUGACUAUGAUUUAUCGUACUAG